AUGUGGAGUGAGGUUUCCCUCGAGUCCGAAGCUGGUGAGGUUGAGGGAUGUGACCCUGCGGUGUUUGCUACCGCACGAGACGCCGGCCCAAUCGCAGAUGGAGGUGUUGGGGAGCCAUUUGUUGCUCAAGUUGCUGAGGUAGGUGUCUGCUACGGACGGCUAGGAUCCAAUCUGCCUUGUCCAGAAGAUGUGGUAGCUCUAUACAAGCAGAACGGCAUCAAAAAAAUGCAAAUCUACCACCCAGACUCCGCCACUCUGCAAUCUCUAGGAGGCUCCAGCAUCGAGCUCAUGGUCGGAAUCCCAGAUGCCUAUCUCCCCGACCUAGCCCAAUGCCAGUGCGACGAUUGGGUCCAGGUGAUAGGGUUUAUCGUAACGUGUCACUGGGCCAAUAUAGCGAGCUAUCCGGACGUGAAGUUCGGAUACAUCGUGGUCGGAAACGAAGUGGAGCCUUCAUCAGAGUACGGACCUCUGAUCCUCCCGGCUAUGCAGCACAUCCACAACGCUCUCUGUGAGGCCGGCCUUGAAAAGCAGAUCACCGUCUCAACCUCCAUCAAACUAACUCUUCUCGGAAAUUCGUCGCCGCCGAGCCAUGGGGAGUUUCUGCAGAAUGUGACGUGGUACAUAAAGCCCAUCGUGGAAUUUCUGAGGGACACAAAUGCCCCUCUGCUUGCCAACGUCUAUCCCUACUUCUCCUACAUGAAUGACAUGGUAAACAUCAAACUCUGCUUCGCGCUUCUCCAGCCCGGCUGCGGCCUCGACCUCGGCGGCGUCUACUACGACAACCUCUUCUAUGCCACAGUCGACGCCGUGUAUGCAGCCAUGGAGAAAAUCCUUGCCACGUCGUCGUCACCAAUAUCAGCGGAGUUGCAAUCCACGUCGACGCCGGGCGUGACGGGUGUCGGAGACUGGGCAUUCAUCGUCGGAUAG
Messenger RNA from Salvia splendens (bonfire salvia), 927 nucleotides. RefSeq names its product glucan endo-1,3-beta-glucosidase-like. Lineage: Eukaryota; Viridiplantae; Streptophyta; Magnoliopsida; Lamiales; Lamiaceae. The transcript has 3 exons. Gene Ontology annotation, biological process: carbohydrate metabolic process. Bases 1 to 927 code for a protein of 308 amino acids. The record is from RefSeq and is a predicted model, not a curated record. Gene Ontology annotation, molecular function: hydrolase activity, hydrolyzing O-glycosyl compounds.